AUGUUCCUGCUGAUCUUGCCCUGGCUGAACGUGCUCCUUAGUGCUAGUGUUUCUUCAUGUGAUGCCUUCCUGCUACCACAAUCUACCAUUGGCGGUGUCACUCGAACCACAACUACGGAUCACCAAAGAUGGUCAUCGCUCGCCGCGUCAUCACAAGAAGAAGAUGAGAAGAAGAAGAAACACGUGGUCAUUGUCGGAGGAGGGUGGGCUGGAUUUAGUGCUGCCGAUGCCUUGGCCCAAGCUUCCGACAAUACCAAUCUGAAGAUUACUCUGUUGGAUGCCGCUCCUCGUGGCAAAGGAGGUCUCGCCGGUGGUGCGAACGGAGGCCGAUGUGCAGUACGAUGUAGACAUGGGAUGACACAAAAGAAUAAGCUAAAAAUUAAAAGGGGAUUCUACGUCUACCUCGUUCUAGCGAGUCCCGGGAGGUUCACCUCGUGA
This is a messenger RNA of Seminavis robusta, 438 nucleotides long. The record is from the annotation of a GenBank genome assembly. NCBI's taxonomy places the organism in Eukaryota, Bacillariophyta, Bacillariophyceae, Naviculales, Naviculaceae.